GCGAGUUGAUCGAGAUAGGUGCAUUUUGACAGCCGUUCAUUCCUAACCGUCGGAUAAUUUCGGAAAAGAAGCCCACCAGGCCCAAGCAUCACGCACGAACCCUUCUCUCAGAGCCCGUUCACGGCCGCCGCCACCUAGGUCUGCGCCGCCGUCGCUGGGUGUCGCCGCCGAUCAGUCUCCGCCAACGUAGCCAACGCGUGGGACUCUCCCUCCACUGGUUCUUGCUGCGUCGUGUCUGCCUGCAUCCGGAUCGCGCCACUGUUCCAGCAGUAUUCCCCCAGUUAACCGCCAAAGCGCUGACGAGUCACAAACUUCGAGAUGGUGGCGGCGGCGGCUGCGGGGAAGCGGAAGCGAGAUCUCUCCGAGGACGAGGUGUACCUCAUCCUCCACAAGUACUCGCCCGCGACAAUCCUGACGGCGCUUCAGGAGGUGGCGCAGCACGCGGAGAGAAGGAGCAUCGACUGGAGGGCGCUGGUGGCCAAGACAGCCACGGGGAUCACCUCCGCCCGCGAGUACCAGAUGCUUUGGCGCUACAUCGCCUACCGACAUGACUUCAUCGAGAACGCCGAGGACAUCGGCGCCCAGCCUCUGGGUGAUGAGAGCGACUUGGAAUGUGAGAUUGAACCCUUUCCUAAGCCGAGCAACGAAGCUGCAGCUGAGGCCUCCCGGUUCGCGAAGAUCUUAAUCUAUGGACCUUCACGUGAGCAAGGUUCUAGUCAUUGUGUUAACUCAGAAGUUCCUCUGCUAAACACUCCAAAUGAGAAGAUACCGCGUGUUCCAUCUGACAAACAGCUUGCUCAGAGCCAUCGUCUAACAAAUGGUACAGGUCCAGUUUCCAACUCAAAACAGGCAUCCCAUACAGGGUUAUCUCCUGAUCCUUUUGAUGGGAAUGGACCUCAUAAAAAGACAAAGAAGCCUAAAGCAUGGUCCAACAAGGAGGAUGCAGACUUAAUGGAUGGUGUACAUAAGUGUGGUGAAGGAAAUUGGCUGAACAUUCUGCGUAAAUAUAACUUCGAUAGCACAAGAACUUAUGUUCAAUUGUCUCAGAGAUGGGCAGUCAUUUGCAGGCGUCAAGGAACAACCAAGCUUGCUAAAGUUAAAUCAGUCACCACGGAGUUCGAUAUAAAAGCUACUCAAAAGGCAUUCUCUAUGGCUCUUGAUAUGCCUAUGGGGAAGCCUGGUGGAUUCUCUACAUUAAGAUUAGGAGCUUCACAACAAAGCGCUCAACAUCCUGCUCCAGUAUUCGUUGCUGCGGCACCCGAGUUAAAAUGUGCAACAUCCUCUUCAUCACUCCCGUUGCCAGUACCAGUGUCAGCACAAGGGCAGAUUCCACUUCCUCGGGUGCAACCAGCUCCUGCUCAAGCUGCAGCCUCAAAAGUGUCAAAUACUUCAAACAAGUCACAAAAUAGCUCUAAGAAGCAAAAUGCACAAGCAAAUCCUACAAAUGCUCCUUCCUCGAUACAAGCUGCAGCUAUUGCUGCUGGUGGACGAAUCGCCCCAGCAAGCAUCGCCACCAAUUUAUUGAAAGCUGCACAAUCCUCGCAAGCUGUGCACAUAACCCCGAAAGCUAAGCACAUAAGACCUCGAGGAAAAGGAUCUUCAAAAACUUCUACAAGCUCUAAAGCAUCCACUAUGGCUGGUGAGCCUGGAACACAGCCUGGUAGUGCUGAACACCCAGAACUUCCAAACUGUAGUGCCCCUACACCAUCUCCUCCGGUUUUGAUAACACAGUCAAUUGAGCAAGUUAAUGUUGUGUCAGAAGUUGCAGGAGUUAACCCCCCUGAACAAUCUGCUAGUGCACAUUUGUUGGAACCUGAUAGAGCAUUGAGCACCACACCAGUGUCUGGCCCAUGCGACAAUAUGGAGAUGGACGACGACUCUACAUUUUGUGCAGUCACGAUGGAGGACUUGUUUCCUGAAGACGUGAAGCAGCCGGAGAUGGUGAAGCAGCCAGAGAUAGUGAAGCAGCAUGAGAUGAUAGACCCCAAAGGUGAGGAGAGCAUAGAUCCCAAGGAUGCCGACAUGCUGGAGUUCGAUCGCUUUGUUGCCCAAGGAUGCUUGACUACAGAUUGUUUGGAUAAGAGCAAAGGUGUCAAAAUUGCUCCUGGAGCUCAAGGUGCUAUUCCCAGCCAGAAGAAACAACCGAAACAGCAACCCACAGUUGUGAAAAGCAUCCCUGCGUCUGCUAGAGCACCAGCAACCGUGAAGAAGACCAAAACUCUAGCUUCACAUGGGGCGACCUUUCCAUCAACAGUCACCUCUAGUGGCCUUGUUGGCACAGGCAAUGCUGGUGUGCUGAGUAAAGCAAUAUAUCGGAAGUCACCUGGCCCAGGCACCACAGGCAAACAAAAUAGGUGCCAAGAAAUUAUGGCCCAGAAGCAGCAUGCUAUGAGCUCAAAUAGUAGUGCAAUGGCCAGGAAUGCAGCUCCUGGCGUCGGAACACCAGCCAGGAAUGCGGCUCCGGGGGUUGGAACACCAGCCAGGAAUGCGGCUCCGGGCGUUGGAAUACCAGCCAAGAAUAUGUCUCCCGGUGCCGGAACACCAGUUAGGAAUGCGGUUCCAGCCACCGGAACACUAGCUAAAAAUAUGGCUCCUGCCACCGGAGCACCAGCCAGGAAUGCGGCUCCUGGCACUGGAAUAACACCAGCCAGGAACUUGCUUACUGGCACUGGAACACCACCAGCCAGGAACUCGCUUACCGGCACUGCAACACCACCAGUCAGGACUGCGGCUCCUGGCACUGCAACACCACCAGUCAGGAACCCGGCUCCCAGUGCUGGAACUCCACCAGGCAGGAACUCGCUUACCGGCACCGGAACACCAGCCAGUCGCCAAUAUACCCCAGUGGUGAAUGGGGCUAGCAAGGGGAAUCCACCUGCCAGCCAAUAGCCAGGCGAACAUGUGUGGACAGUGGGGAUUGACAAUGGCACCUCAAGAUGUUCGUUCCCUCUGCAUAUGCUGCCUCUGAAACUGGAGUUGUUUUGACGUGAGGAGAUUUCCUCCAGUGCAUGAACUGAUUGUUGGAUUAGCUGUUAUUGGUAACAGAAGAUGUGUGUAUCAGGCUGCAAGCGGGGUGGGUGGCGGUUGCCCGCCACAGGCCAAAGCGGGCGCCAGCACAAGGUGCGGGCAUUCGCGGGUUGCCGCCACACUCCACCAGGAUUAGUGCGGGAGCCCGCCACACACCCGCAAAUUGGUGUCCAUAGCUCAGACGUCAGAGUACAGAGGAGCCCCCAGCGUGUACUAGAGCACUAGCGCUUAUAAUUAACGAAAAUGAGAUGUCUAUGUGAUUACCCACGUGACUGGUCUUGCAUCGAGGUAUAGCAGGUCAUUGCUAAUAUAAAUUCAGAUCAUGUUACUAUGUCAUCGGCACGUGCUUGCUAAUAUAAAUUCAGAUCAUGGUACUAUUUCAUCGACACACAUUAUAUGGGGUGAGGAGGUUUUGGUUGCAAUUGUGAUGCACAUCUAUGUUUGUUCAUAAGAACUGAUAGGCACAAGAUGGAACUUUGCUUUUAUUUUUCUUAUGUCAGCAGUUCUGAACAUAUGUGGAGUUCUUUUGGGUCUUCUUUUAAUCAUAAUUUAGAGACGAGAAAUCUUUAGUAGUCAAGUGAAGUAUUAGUUUUCGUACGUGUGAGGCCAUAUUGAAUCUAUGUAUAUUUUGUUGCCUAACAGUGUGUGAUGCUCUUCUUGAAACCUUAGUUUGCUGAAUCUUUCUAGAAUGUCUCCAUACCUGUUCAUGUUUAUUAUGUGCGGUAUAUAUGUUCUAAGGUAAUAUUAUUGGAACUCUUCUUAGUUUCCAGAAUAGAUAUGCAGUUAUGCACUUGUAGGUAUUGUACAUUUUGUCACAAAAAUGGGGCAUUAUUAUUUUUGGUUAAGAUGUGUUGCAGGUGGUUCAUCAUCCUUCAACGAUUUUGGAGUACCCUGGAAGUUGCUAAAUUAGUCAUGUCUUGCAUUUUAGGAAGUGAUAUUCCAAAAGGUCGAAGCAAAACCAACUUAUUUUGAAUUAUUAUUAGUUCUCAAACUUAAGUGUUUCUCUUGCUUAUGAUGAUUGUAUGUUUGUAACUAAACUAUAGGCAUGCACAAAAGAUCAAUGCUAUGCUACCUUAGGACGAUUGUAUUGUUCAGUCUGGAGCAAAGAAAAUUCUUUGUAUUA
This is a messenger RNA of Triticum aestivum (bread wheat), 4150 nucleotides long. Its product is annotated as nascent polypeptide-associated complex subunit alpha, muscle-specific form. The transcript is spliced from 8 exons. Bases 319 to 2889 code for a protein of 856 amino acids. Lineage: Eukaryota; Viridiplantae; Streptophyta; Magnoliopsida; Poales; Poaceae. The record is from RefSeq and is a predicted model, not a curated record.